This is a messenger RNA of Aphanomyces invadans, 3033 nucleotides long. RefSeq lists its product as hypothetical. Gene Ontology annotation, molecular function: protein binding. The record is from RefSeq and is a predicted model, not a curated record. NCBI's taxonomy places the organism in Eukaryota, Oomycota, Saprolegniomycetes, Saprolegniales, Verrucalvaceae. The transcript has 16 exons. Bases 1 to 3033 code for a protein of 1010 amino acids.
AUGCCUGUGUUGGUGUACCUGGGCGAAGAGCACGAGCUGAAGGAAGGCCGCAACGUCAUUGGGAAGCUCAAGGCGUCAUGUAAUGUGAUGUUGGAAGGAGCAUCGGUUGCAGACACCCAUGCAGUGCUGGAGUUGAUUCAAGACGGCGCAAUCCUCACGGACUUGGACUCUCCAUUCGGCACAUUCUUCAACGGAGUGAGAAUAACACAGCCGCAACGAGUUGUUCAUGGCGAUACCAUCAAGUUUGGUGAUGCAGGGCACGAAUACAAAUUCGACAUGACUUUGGCGCCUUCCGUGGACAAAUCGAUCGCGAGCUCCUUCCGCGACUCCCUUGCUCCCACGUUCAGCAACAGCGACGCCGCGGCAAUGACGUCGCAGAAAGGACAAGCGCCGCCCGUUCGAAAAUCCAACGUUUUUGCGUCCUAUCUAGACGAACGAUCCACGGAUGCCGCAUUGCGGGACAUGGUUGAACGGCAGCUCCAUCGUCGUUCACUCUCCAAGUCGAUCCCCACCAACUCCAAGAAGGUUCCGCCUCUGUCGCCCUCCCAACGCAACUUCAUCGAGCGGCAGAAGCUACGACUAUCUCAAAAGAUACGAGACAUCAACAGCGUCAUGCUGGGGCACACUGCAAUCAGCGACACGUACCUGGCAUCGUGGACCACGAGUGGCCCAGGGCACCCUGGCGACGACCCGUUCGACGAUGACGACUUGCCAGAAACCUCGGAGAAGGCCCCUCUCGUGAUCGCACCAACGAAGAAGUCUCCCUCACCUGUCGUGAUACGUGCUCCAGCCGCGACUCCACCUGUCGAAGACAUGAACGAGAGCGACGAUGACGACUUGCCAGAGACUGUCGAGCAACGACCGCCCCCUGCGUUUGACGCUGCCUCCACUCCUGCCGUCGCGUUUAGGAAACCUCGACGGUCGGGCUCGGCCCAGCGGCGCAUCGACGUUUUGAUUCAGUCCCGCCGCGUGAAGGCGCUGGCCCAAGCAUGGAACGCAUGGCGACAAGCACUCGAAGUACGACAACGUGCCGACCAGCAACGCCAGCAACGCGCUGCGGCCACACGAAUUCAAAGGUUUGUCCAUGGUGUCGCGCUGCGGCAGCGCAUUGCACGUCAUGUCGAGCAACGAUGCAAGCAUCGGGAGCAAUGUGCCCAUGUGUCUCGGGUUGUGCAGCUCUUCCAACGGCAGUGCUUUCGAUUCACGAUGGCGCGGUGGCGCUCGCAUGGCAUCGAGUGCGUUGUGACCAAGCUGCACGACCGCCUUGUGGACCGAUGCAUCCGCCGCGACGCUGUCACAAGGACGUUUCGGCAGUGGAAAUCGGCAUGGGUACGGUCGUCCGGCCGACAGACGACGUUGUCACGGGUUCUGCACCACUCUCUAUCGCGGACAAAGCUCCGAGCGCUCUUGGCAUGGCGAGUGUGGCGGCUGGAAACCGAAGCACACGCCGCACUUGCCAAAGCACACGACGAACACGCCAAGCAGAAACUGUUGGUCCAAGCCAUGGCAGCGCAGUCCCAAGCAGAAGCUACGGCAUGGAGCGACCAAGCCAAAGAGACGGCCCAGCACGUCCAGCGUGAGGCGGCACUGAAAGCGCAAGUGGCUGCCUUGACGGAUCAAGUGGACGCGUGGAAAACGAUCCGCAAGGCCGAUGUCGCAGUGCAGACCGACUCGAACGCGAACGCGCGCGCCGCGCUGUUGUCGCAUACCCUGCUCAAGACUGUCGUCGGCGAGAUGAAGGAGAAAAAUCUUCGCGCGGUAAUUGACAGCUUGGAGGGCGACUUGACUGCGUCCCAAGAGCGCGAGACAAGGCUUCGAGACGAGUACAAGCAGCUCUUGGAGACGAUGGUGCGGCAUGCAUCGCAGCUGGACGAUGCGCAGAAAGCCGCCAAGGACCACCAAAACAUAAUCGACGACCAGGCAAAGGCUCUUGCUGCGAUGGAAGCAGCGCAUGAAAGCGCAAAGCAAGCCGCGCUCGACAAAGAAGCGUCGCUGACGAAGCGACUCGACGAGUUGCGGACAGCGACGGCAGAUCUCCAACGACGCGAGGACGUGAAAAAGACGAUGGAAUCGACGACGCAACAACAGGCGAUUGCGCUGAUGGAAGAUGCGGGCAAGCGAGAAGCAGCCUUGAAAGCACAGGUCGACGUGUUGGAGAGUGCGGCGCGGAAGCGAGAGGCCGACCAGUUCAAGCUGGUCCUCGCCCACGACGUUGAGACCAAGGCGCUGGCAGACCAGUGUCGUCAGCUUGAAGCUACAGUGGCCAAGUUGCAAGCCGAGCGUGCAUUGCCCCGUGAAGCGCCCGCCCCACGUUUUGAGCAGCCAUCGACUCCACCAUCGUCCCCCCACCCAAAUGCUGCCUUGGAGCAAGAGCUGGAGACGUACAAGAAGAUGUUGGAACUUGCAGACAUGAAGUUGAAGGCGGCGACAACCCAACUCGACGCGAAACACGCCGCGGAGCGGGCCAUUGUCAAGGCCGAGAUGCAAGCUCACAUGCAGUUCAACGCACACGUCGAGACAUUUCUAGAGGCCCUUGUGACCAAGUACGACGUCCGCCUCUUGCGCGUGGGUGGAGAGCUGGACGUGCUCAUGGCACAUGGCGAACAUGACGCCAAGGGGGCGCAGUUUCGUGCCGCUUCGAACCUCGUGGGGUAUGCCCAAGAAGAGCGAUUGAUGCACUUCCAAGACCUGAGCGAGAUCCACGACCACCUGCUUGGGCUGCGCCGGCUUGCCAUCCUCCACGCCACCAGUCCGCCAUCCACGAUGGCCAUGCACACCAUGUCGUUGAGUCCGAACGGCACAUUCUUAUACGACAUGCUCGUCCAGCGCUUGAAUCGGCUGCAUCAACUGCAUGACAGCAUGGCUGUCCAAGCAGCCACGUUGACAGGCGGGAACCACGACACCAAGAAACUCGAAUACGCCAAGUUUUUGGCCCAGACCAUGUACUCGCGACAGGUGGCGUUUGUCGAUGAAGCGUCGGCCGCGCUCUUGCACAUAGCUCGCUUGCAGGCGCAUCUCGACGGCAUCGCAUAA